Molecule: messenger RNA, 7822 nt
Organism: Argiope bruennichi
Lineage: Eukaryota; Metazoa; Arthropoda; Arachnida; Araneae; Araneidae
Product: phospholipid-transporting ATPase ABCA1-like
Exons: 51
Coding region: 464-7513 (2349 amino acids)
Biological process (GO): lipid transport; transmembrane transport
Cellular component (GO): intracellular membrane-bounded organelle; membrane
Molecular function (GO): ABC-type transporter activity; ATP binding; ATP hydrolysis activity
Source: RefSeq, a predicted model, not a curated record
AAGUGAAUGCUUUAGUUAUUUCUUCUCGUAAAACACUAACAGUUUUUCAGCUCCACCGACACGGACAGCUGUUUUUCCUGCUUGUUUCCUUCUGAAUUCGUGAGGAUAUUUUAUUUUGCAAGAGAAAUUCGAGGCGGGAAAACCAUACAAAAAAAGAAGCAGCUCUAUUCUAUUUCGCUGUUUCCUGCUCUUUCGGAUAAAUGGCAGGUUUAUCGCAUUCUCUUCAUAAAGACUAUUCUGUGGCUGCAGCUUAAAAAUUUUGAUGAGAAAAAAUUAGGGUGUAAAAAAGGAGUUCUCUAAGUUUCCAUUCCUCAAGAUAUUUUUAAAAAAAUAAAUAGAAAAAACUUCUGCGGGCUUUCUAAUUUGCUUCUUACUUUACCAGCAUUUGUUUCCAAGCUAAUAUAAAGAUGUCUUUCCAUUGGAUUCAAGAAUAAAUUCAUUUUUAAUCAACUAUCAAAGUAAAAUGGGGUUUUGGAACCAACUAUAUCUUCUGCUAUGGAAGAACUUUACUCUUCACAAGAGACAAAAGGUCCGCCUUAUUGUGGAAAUAGUGUGGCCUUUAUCUCUUUUUCUCAUUCUAAUGUGGGUUAGAAGUAAAGGCUUAAAAUUUGCUGCCCAUCAAUGUUAUUUUGAUGAGAAGGCUAUGCCUUCUGCUGGCAUCAUCCCCUUCCUUCAAAACUCUCUCUGCACCUUCAACAACACCUGCUAUCCAACUGUCCACAAUGAGGAUGCUCGGGAUUCUCUUAUAGGUUUUAAUACUUCUUUAAUUGUAGAUUUUCUUGAAGAAUUAGAAGAGACUGUUAGUGAUCAUUUUACAAAAGAUGACAAAAAAUUUCUUGACCGAGGUUUGCAAGAUUUUGAAAAUAUAAAUCAUUUUAUAAAAAAACUAACUGAUCCUGAAGUUCCUAUUUAUGGUGGCUUAGAUGCAAAUAAUUUAUUAAAGAGCAAAUCAGCUUUUCGGAGGGCACUACGUCAGAAAAAUGUAAAAUUGUCGAGACCAGCAUUUGAUGCAUUGACAUCUUCUAAUAUUAAUUUUGCAGGCAUACAAAAGAUAUUCGAUCGAGGACGUCAAAGUGUUGUGGAUUAUCUGUGUCAGGACAAGGGACUAGAUCAUCUCCUUGAUGCUCCUUCUUUCAAUGAAGAUGCUCUUUAUCAAGAACUCUGUGGAUUUAGUUAUACCAAAAUGAGAAAAUUUUCUGUAGAAUUAGCAAAGCAUCUAAACUAUAAUGAACUUCUGUUUCAGUUAUCAAAUGUUACUUAUAACAAUACUGGAAGGAAUUUACAUAUACAUGAAUGGCAACAUAUCAUGAGUUCAACUGCAGACAUGCUAAAAGAUCUAAGGAAUUUGAAUGGCCUCUACAAUUUACUAUUGAACUUUGAUACUACUUGGCAAAAAUUGGUAGAAGUAUUUAUAACUGAUGAUGAAAAUAAAACUUCACAAUUGAUUCAGUUAUUUACUUGUGGUCGGAACAUGUCUUCUCUAUUUGACCAAGAUCAAGGUGGACCAGCACGCCAUUUUGAAGAAUUAAGACAGCAGAUGAAGAAUGAAAGAGAAUAUUUUAAGAAUGAUGACUUCAAAUAUAUAUAUGACAAUACUACAACUCCCAAAUGCAACAAUUUAUUUCGAACUCUGGAGCAAAAUCAACUGACAAGAAUGUUGUGGAGUCAAAUGAAACCUUUUGUUAGAGGAAAAAUUAUUUAUUCACCAAAAAAUAGAGCUGUUGAUAAAAUUAUUUCCAGAGUGAACCAAACAUUUCAACCCCUCGUUGAUGCUGUUGAAUUUAGUAACCAAUGGCUGAACCACUAUUCUCAUUAUGUAUCUGAUUUUUUAAAAAACAAUUCAAAACGUUUUGAACUCUUGGAGGAAUUAUUUAAACCAGAAAACUUUCCUUAUGAGGAUAUUCUCGGUGAUUUGCUCAUCAACACUUCUCUGUCAGGAAACACAACAGCAACAGCUCUUUCCCUUCUACAAUCUAUAAAUGAAUUGGCUAGAAAUCUGUUUUUAAAUACUACUGCUUGGUUUGACAAAGUGAAUGUGGUAGUUGAAGAAGUGAGAGAUUACUUGCAGUGCUUCGAAUUGAACCGGUUUGAUGGCUAUGAUAAUGAAGGUGCUAUAGAGCAGAGAGGUAUGGAACUCAUUAAGGACAACAAGUUGUGGGCAGGAGUUGUAUUUACUAACCUGCAUGGAAAAAAACAUCUGCCUCAUUACAUUCAGUACAAAAUUCGUAUGGCCUCUAGCAAGGUGGACAGCACCAAGAGAGUAGAAGAUAGAUUCCACACCCCAGGACCCAGAAGAAGACCAGGUAUUGACUUGAAAUACAUAACCUUUGGUUUUGCUUACCUUCAAGACAUGAUUGAGCAUGCUAUCAUCAAAGAGCAAACAGGAAGAAACAGUGAGACAGGCAUUUAUUUGCAGCAGUUUCCAUAUCCAUGCUACAUCUUUGAUCAGUUCAUUAUGGCACUAUCUCGUACUUUUCCUCUUUUCAUGGUCUUAUCUUGGGUUUACUCCAGUGCGAUGAUUAUCAAGUCUGUUGUGUAUGAAAAGGAACAUCGUCUGAAAGAAGUAAUGAAGGUCAUGGGUCUCAAUAACGGAGUCCUGUGGCUAGCUUGGUUCAUCAAAUCCCUUCUCAGCAUGAUAGCGUCUUGUUUCCUGCUCAUGCUUAUACUUGUGUAUGGUAAUGUUAUGGAGAACAGUGAUCCUGGUGUAAUAUUCGUUUUUCUCCUGUGUUACUGUAUAUCUACCAUCAUGUUAUCAUUCUUCUUCAGCACUUUAUUUUCUCGAGCUAACAUAGCUGCAGCUGCUGGUGGUAUGUUGUUCUUUGUUAGCUAUAUACCUUAUCCUUUCUUAAUCAUGUGGGAGGACAACAUGUCUCUACUGCAGAAAGGUGGUGUUAGUUUAUUCUCCAAUGUCGCUUUUGGUUAUGGAUGUAGUUAUAUAAGUCAUUAUGAAGAGGAAGGUGUAGGAGCUCAGUGGUCAAAUAUUGCUACAAGUCCUAUUCCAGGGGAUGAUUAUAGUAUGUUGAAAGUUAUGUACAUGCUGCUUUUUGAUGGAGUAAUUUAUGGAAUUCUGACCUGGUACAUUGAAGCUGUAUUUCCUGGUCAAUAUGGUGUUCCAAAACCUUGGUACUUUUUUGUUACUAAGUCAUAUUGGUGUGGUAAAUCUGCAGGCUGCUCUGAUUUUAUUGAUAUCGAAUCCACAGCGAAUCAUAGCAAUAGGCAGGAUUUUGAAGCUGAACCUGAGAAUUUGAAAUUAGGUGUGUCCAUUCAUCAUUUGACCAAAAUAUACUCAAAUAAGAAAUUGGCAGUUGAUGAUUUGAGUCUAAAUUUCUAUGAGGGGCAAAUCACAUCCUUUUUGGGACAUAAUGGAGCUGGAAAAACAACUACUAUAUCAAUUUUAACUGGAAUGUUUCCACCAACAUCUGGAACUGCAAAAAUAUAUGGCCAUGAUAUUCGCAGUGACAUAGAUUUGAUACGUAGAAGUUUAGGUACUUGCCCACAGCAUAAUGUAUUGUUUGAUGAACUUACAGUUUUGGAACAUCUGUGGUUCUAUGCUCGGCUGAAAGGUGCUGAUGAAAAAGAGGUGAUUGAAGAAGCCAAUGAAAUGAUUAAGGACAUGAAUUUGUUGCCUAAGACCAAUGAAUUAUCAAAGAACCUAUCUGGCGGAAUGCAGCGCAAAUUGUCUAUUGGCAUAGCUUUUGUUGGAGGUUCACAAACUGUUAUUUUGGAUGAACCCACUGCUGGCGUGGAUCCUUAUGCAAGGAGAUCAAUUUGGGAGCUGCUGCUGAAAUAUAAAGCGGGUCGAACUGUCAUCUUGACUACCCACCACAUGGAUGAAGCUGAUCUCCUUGGUGAUAGGAUUGCAGUGAUUGCUAAUGGAAAACUUCGAUGCUGCGGGUCUUCACUCUUUCUCAAGACCCGUUUCGGAAAUGGCUACUAUCUAACUCUUGUGAAAUCUUGUGACUACUCCAGUCUCAUGAGUCAUGAUCAGCGGAAUAGUCGAAGUUCUUCUAGUACAAUGAAAGACAAUUCCACUAAAGGAUCCAGUGAAAUAACAGAUGAAGGAGUUGCAGAUAUGUCAGCCACAGAUUCAAAAUCAGAUUUAUCUGAAAAUAAUGUUCUUUCUGAAAAUGGACCAAAUUCAGCAUCCAAUUCUCCUUGGGGUGGCUUGUGCCUUAUAUCCCAAGUAACAAAGUUCAUCCACACAUAUGUGGUUGAUGCUCGCCUCGUUGAAGAUGUGGGAUCUGAGGUGUCCUACCUCAUUCCUUUCUCUUCACAGAGAUCUGGAGAACUGCAAAAACUGUUCAAAGCACUUGAUGGACACUUGGAUGAUUUGCAUAUUAGCAGUUAUGGCAUAUCAGACACUUCUCUGGAAGAGGUAUUUUUGAAAGUUACUGGUGCUGCUGGAACUGUUGCUGACACAGAGGAUAGUCCAAUCCAUUCUCCAGAAGAUGAACUUAUAGAUGAUCAAGAUAAAGCAAAGAACAGAUGGUUCAGCUUACGCAAUACUUUGAUGCGUUUAAAACUGCACAGCAUUGCAAGGUUCUUUGGUAAAGAUGUCAGUGGUAAAAAUAUAAGUCCUGAUAACCCAGAGGAAACAGCUGUAAGGGAAAGUCUCACGGGAGGAAUUGGUCGGGACAGCAUUCAGCAUGUUGAUCUUCCACCAUUCCCAGAACUCUCGGACAAGCGUAUCCAAGGUGCCAAGUUGAUUCAUCGACAGAUGGUUGCUUAUCACUUGCGUCGUUUCCAUCACUCCCGUAGAAAUAUCAAAGGAUUGUUUUGUGAGAUUGUUAUGCCAGCUGGCUUCAUCUGUCUUGCCCUCAUAUUGGCCCUGUUUAUUCCUCCUCUAGUUGAAGAACCUCCUCUUGAGCUGCAACCAUGGAUUUAUGGCCCUCCAAAUAAUAUAUUUUUCAGUAAUGAUGAUCCUCGAAGUCCAUUAACACAGAAAUAUGUGGAUUCACUGCUAUCUCCAGUAAGCAUGGGAACUCGUUGUGUGAAAGGUCAUCCUCUUGAAGGUUUGCCUUGUGAACCUGUGAAGUUCAAUCGGUCUUUUUUAAUUGGUGAUGGUGAAGAAGAUAAAUCUCAUCUCGUACCAUGUGACUGCUCAAUUGGCACACAAACAUGCUCAGCAGAAGCUCUGGGGAAGACACCACCUCAUGUUGCUAUAAGCAGUGCAGAUGUGGUUUAUAAUAUGACUGGGAGGAACAUAUCAGACUGGCUCAUGAAAACCAGAAAAGCAUUUUAUAAGCAAAGAUAUGGAGGUUUUACAUUUGGACUGAAAAAUCCACUGGCUUCGUUUAACUUCACUUUUAUACAUUACAUGGUGAAAAAAUUUGCUGGAAGAGUAUUAAGCAAGGAUCAAUUGAUGCCAAUUCAUGAUAAAAUUAUUGAUUUAGAGACCAAAAUGAAGAGCUUGGAAGUAUUUGACAAUAUAAAGGUGUGGUUCAAUAACAAGGGCUGGGCAUCAUCAGUGGCCUACAUGAAUGCUGUCAAUAAUCUGAUAUUACGAUCGCAUUUACCUCCUGGUGCCAACAGCAGCUACUAUGGCAUAUCUGUCAUUAGCCAUCCAAUGAACUUCACUCAGAAUCAGCUACAAGAUGAAGUUUUGGAGCGGCAAGGAUUAGGGCUGAUGCAUGCUGUAUGUCUUAUAUUUGCUAUGUCUUUUGUGUCAGCAAGUUUUGUAAUGUUUCUCAUAGAAGAUAAAAUAACUGGAUCGAAACAUUUGCAAUUUGUCAGUGGAUUGAAACCUGUUACCUACUGGAUAUCAACUUUUAUGUGGGAUCUGUUGAAUUACAUGAUACCAUUUUGCCUGUGCAUAUUGAUAUUCUACUCGUUUGGAGAAAAGGCCUACGUUUCUGUAGACAACAUCGCUGGUUUCUCCUUACUACUUUUCUUAUAUGGAUGGUCAAGUAUUCCUUUGAUGUACCCAACCACAUACCUUUUUAAAGUUCCUAGCUCAGCUUUCGUUGCACUAGCUUGUUUAAAUGUCUUCAUUGGGAUUGUGACUACUUUGUCUACUUACAUUUUAGAACUUUUUACAGAUAAAGAACUGAGAGAUAUUGCUGGGAUUUUGAAGCAAGUUUAUCUAAUUUUCCCUCAUUACUGCCUCGGGCGAGGCCUUAUGGACCUUUAUUCUAAUCAACUUGCCUCUGAAACCCUAGCAAAAUUUGGAAUUUCAUUGUUUAGAAAUCCUUUAUCCUGGAAUUUUCUGGGGAGAAAUCUUCUUUAUUUAGGGCUUCAAGGAAUUAUCUAUUUUUCCUUAACACUCCUUAUAGAAUAUAAAUUUUUUAUCAGAAAACAAAAUUAUCCCAUUUUACCAUCUUUAUCAGAAGUUGAGGAUGAAGAUGUAGCAAUGGAAAGAGCUAAAGUCCUUGGUGGCCACUGCGAUAAUGCUGUCUUAAAAACAGAAAAUUUAACCAAAGUAUAUAAACCUGGUCAAUAUCCUGCAGUAAACCAGCUAUGCAUUGCUGUGAAACCUGGAGAAUGCUUUGGUCUUCUUGGAAUGAAUGGUGCUGGAAAGACGACCACAUUUAAAAUGUUAACAGGCAACAUACCUAUUACAUCUGGAAAUGCUUAUAUAGCCGGUCACAGUAUCAAAACCGACAUCGAUAAUGCUCGUCAAAGUAUUGGGUAUUGUCCUCAGUUCGAUGCCCUAGAUCCGCAUCUGACUGGCUAUGAACACUUGGAAUUUUAUGCACGUCUUAGGGGAAUACCAGAAAAACAUGUUCGCAAGGUUGCUGCGUGGGGCAUUAGAAAGCUGGGCCUUCUCCCUCAUGGCCACCGAUGUGCCGGAACUUACUCUGGUGGAAAUAAAAGAAAACUGUCGACAGCCAUUGCUCUGAUUGGAAAUCCUUCUGUGGUGUUUUUGGAUGAACCUACCACAGGCAUGGAUCCAAAAGCACGAAGAUUUUUGUGGAACUGCAUCAUAGACAUUGUGAAAGAAGGAAGAUCAGUCAUUCUUACUUCUCACAGUAUGGAAGAAUGUGAAGCGCUGUGUACUAGAUUAGCAAUUAUGGUAAAUGGACAAUUCCACUGCUUAGGUAGCAUACAACAUUUAAAAAAUAAAUAUGGCAAUGGAUAUACAUUGACCCUGAGAGUAGCAAAUGCUCUUGAAGCCAUGGAGAAGGUGCAAAGAUUCAUUGAAGGCACAUUCGGGUCUUCGGCCUCACUCCAAGAACACCACCUCAACCAGAUGGAGUAUCAGCUUGCUCCAUCUCUCUCCUUAGCAUAUGUGUUCCAGGAGCUGGAGCAGGCAAGAAACAGCCUGAGUAUAGAAGAUUACUCUGUCUCACAGACAACACUUGAUCAGGUGUUUAUAAGUUUUGCAAAAAUGCAAGCAGAUGUAACUGAAGGAGUUCCUACAGAAAGCAUAGCCCAUCAAAUUGUUAGAAAUAAAAGAAGAAAGAGAAUAAAAGGUGGCAGUGAGAAUGGUGCUGCAGUUCUGGGCGAUAUCGAGUUGCUGGUUCGACACACGCAUUCGCCCAGUGCCAGCCAAUCCCCUGCACACAUGCUGUGAGAAGGACUUUCUCUCUCUCUCUCACUCCUCUCAAACCUGCCAAAAAGCUCAUCUGUACGAUGAACUUCUACACAGCUAGUGCUGUGUUUGUAUAAAGACAAGCUAAAAAAAAUGUGUUUUGUUUCAGUCUGAAAACAGUAAUUUUGAUAUUUUCUAUUUAUUAUAGCUGUGAUAUAUGUUAUCUUUGUGUGUAUUUGUGCAUCUUGACAUAUGUACAUUCUAUGCAUUAUCUGCAUAGGCGUAAUUUCUUUCGUAACAACCAAGAUUGACCAUUUGUGCAAAAAAUAAAUUUGUCUCUGUUUUUCUUUA